Candida dubliniensis CD36 is the source of this 336-nucleotide messenger RNA. It is a transcript of the gene RPC11, whose product is annotated as DNA-directed RNA polymerase III core subunit. Gene Ontology annotation, biological process: termination of RNA polymerase III transcription; DNA-templated transcription. The coding region runs from base 1 to 336 and encodes 111 amino acids. Gene Ontology annotation, molecular function: nucleic acid binding; DNA-directed RNA polymerase activity; zinc ion binding. The record is from RefSeq and is a predicted model, not a curated record. Lineage: Eukaryota; Fungi; Ascomycota; Pichiomycetes; Serinales; Debaryomycetaceae. Gene Ontology annotation, cellular component: RNA polymerase III complex. The transcript has a single exon.
AUGCUUACUUUUUGUCCCAACUGUUCAAACAUGCUACUUAUAUCUGCUGGAGAUGACGGUCUAAAUCGAUUCUAUUGUUCUACUUGUCCCUAUGAGUUCAAGAUAAAUGGUCUACAGAUGUAUGAUAGAAAAAAAUUACAUAGAAAAGAAGUUGAUGAUGUGCUUGGUGGAGAGGGAACUUGGGAUAAUGUUGAUCAAACUGCAGCUCAAUGUCCAAUAGACUCUUGCGGAGGUGAUAAGGCUUAUUUCUUCCAAUUACAGAUUCGAUCAGCUGAUGAACCAAUGACUACUUUCUACAAAUGUGUCAAAUGUGGCCAUAGAUGGAAAGAAAACUAG